AUGAUCGCCGGCACGCUGGUGGCCGUCGUCAGCUGUUGGUCGCUGUUCGUUGCCGCCGCCGCCGCCGCCAAACACGGUUCCAACGCGCGUUCGGUGCACUCGGACGGAGACCUCGUUCGGCGUUACAGCACCAGUUCUGCCGGCGGUGAACACUGCUGCUCCGGACAAUCCUCGUCAACCACAGAGGUCGUCGCUGACGACACCGCGAAUCUGGGAGAGAUUCCAUUGAAUGUUAUAAUGGAACUGAACCAGGUAACAAAUGUUUCAGAACUAUUCAACAAAUACAUGCCAGAUACUGAUAUGGAUGAAGCUCAAAGACGAUUUAUCACAACAGGUUUUCAAAGUCGUACUGUGAUAAACUUGGAAAGAAAAGCAGCGUUUAUACCUAAGCCGGCAAGUUGUUCUGUUGGAAGUCAAACGAUUAGCCUAAAAGACACCGACGAUCGAAGUUUGUAUUAUUUCCCUUCGUGCACACGAGUAGACCGAUGCGGAGGAUGUUGCAGUCACGACUUAUUGGCCUGUCAACCAACUAAAAUCGAGACACUCCACUUCGAAGUAUUGGUGUCGCAGUAUAACGGAGAAGGGAAAUUAGAAUUCAAAGGUAGAAAAACGGUGGCAAUCGACCGACAUUUGAAGUGCAAGUGUGGAUGCGUCAUUAAAGAAGAAAACUGUGGCCCGUUGCAGAUAUAUAAUGCCAAAGAAUGUCUCUGUAAGUGCAGCAACGAAGAUGAAGAAGAGAAGUGUAACGACGAACACGAUUUAAAGCAAUGGAACUCGGCGACAUGCAAGUGCGAAUGUCGUGAAAUCAAAGAAUGUACUUCGGGAUAUGGAUUUGACAAUUAUACUUGCGGGUGUGAACCCAUAAGAAUAAGAACAAAAAAUACUGGUGGUACUCAAUUGAACAGAAACAAAUAUUCAUUAGUAGUGUCAUGA
Macrosiphum euphorbiae (potato aphid) is the source of this 933-nucleotide messenger RNA. Lineage: Eukaryota; Metazoa; Arthropoda; Insecta; Hemiptera; Aphididae. The record is from the annotation of a GenBank genome assembly.